Molecule: messenger RNA, 1794 nt
Organism: Podarcis muralis (Common wall lizard)
Lineage: Eukaryota; Metazoa; Chordata; Lepidosauria; Squamata; Lacertidae
Gene: SLC66A3
Product: solute carrier family 66 member 3
Source: RefSeq, a predicted model, not a curated record
GGGGCGGAGGAAAGGGGGCAUCGCCAUGGGGUCGGAGUCGCUGCUGCUGGACGUGGCCAACUGGAGCACGAUCCUGGUUUGCGGGGUGCUCAAAGUGCCGCAGGGAGCCGCCUUGCUGGCUGCCAAGUCCGCCCGGGGAGUCAGCCUGGAGAGUUUGGUGCUGGAACUGAGUGGCUUCCUCGUAUGCCUGCGGUAUAUGAGUUACUACAAUUAUCCUCUGCCGACGUAUAUAGAAUAUCCUAUCAUCAUUGUGCAAGAUGUCAUUCUUUUGCUAUUUGUUCUGCAUUACGGUGGCAAAAUGAAGCAUGCUUUGCCUUACACAGCCAUAUUUGUGGCAGGAUGGUACAUGCUAACCCUGCAGAAAUGGAUAGUGGACCUGGCUAUGAACUUAAGCACUGUAAUCAGCGCUGCAAGUAAACUUGUGCAGCUUCGAUAUCUUUGGCGGACGAGAGAUUCUGGGCAAGUGAGUGCCACGACUUGGAGUCUAGCCACAUAUACCUGUGCAACCAGAAUAUUUACAACAGUAAUGACAACAAAGGAUGUUACAGUUCUGGUCCGUUUCAUAGUCAUGAUGGCUCUGAAUAUAUGGGUCACAGCAACUAUACUGCACUACAGGAAGCCAGCAAAGAAGAGUGAUUAAGAUGAUGUUCUGUCUAUUUUAAGUGGUCUGGACCAAAAGGAAGAAUGAAACCAAUAUAUGAGACGGUAAAUUAGGACCAAAGUUAUCACCAAGCUUCAGUAAAUCAGCAAUCCAUUUAAUGGGAAACUGCUGGUAUUUCACACACUAAAGGAAGUUGCCACUAUGAAUUCAAUAAAAGUUUUGAUAUUUGUUGGCAUGCCUACACUUUUAUGUAUUUUAUAAGAAAAUUUUAAUGGAUUGCCGAAUGUGUGCCCAUAUACAAUUAUUGAAAUACUAAAGCAACUACUUAUGCCUCUCACUCUCCCAUCAAAUAUCUGUUGCCCAACUUAAAUGCAGCUGUGGUGUCCCUUUUUGUCAAAUUCUAGUUCCGUAUGAUACAAGCGUUGUUCCAGGGUAUGAGGUUGUAGCACCCUUAAAUGUAUUAGUUGCUCUUUUAUCAGCCCCUUACCAUAAAACUUAAUUUCAUAGCCGAAGCUUAUGUUUUUGAGGUUACAGUGUGCUCUUUCUUGCACACAACUGGAGUUUUAACUCCUCUACUUGCUCAGUAAACCUAUUGGUCCUGCCUGCUGCAUAGUAAGUUGGUUCUCAAGUUUCAUGGCCUGCAAUAAUAGUUUAGAAUAGCUUAGUUUCUUUGGAUUGGGGUCUUAUUCUUUUACACAUCCAACUUCCUAUUGGUUCUCAAUAUCUAAUGGGUGCCUGUAAAAGAAACAACAGCCUACAUAAAUGCUGUAAGCAUUUCCAAAAUAACUGCAAGAAUGGGUUUGUUUUGGUUGAAAUACACAUUAAACUCUAGGAAUAUAAACCCCCAUUAUAAACUUGCCGGAGCUGGGAAAAACAGCUGCUUAGGCUGGCUACCUAGGAUUCAGUGGCAUUUUUGAAUGACAGUUGGAAAAGAGCAGCAAUGCUUCGUCACAGUUCAGAAAGCAUAAAUAUACAAUCCUUUAUUUUGAAAGGCACUUUCGGAAAUGCUUCCAAAUAUGUGAAAGCAAGCAGCCAUUCUCUACUUCCCUGUGCAGCAAGGAAAAGGCCAAAAUGGUGUUUGAGCUGAAUCUGUACAAUGCAAAUCUAUACACCUUUUUGAGCAAGCCAGGCCAUGAAAACUUUGUAUGAUUUGAACCUAUUUUAAGUCAAUAAAAGCUUUAUAUUAAACACAA